AUGGUAAAUGAAAAUUUAAUACCUGAAACUGUUUACGAACUAAAAGAAGAAUACAAAAUUCCUAGUUUUGAGGAAUUUAUGCAGGAUUAUGAAUAUGAUGAUAAUCUUAGUUAUGAUGAUCUAACUAUUGGAAAUAGAACGACUGGAACCCUUGGAACUGUUGCUAGUAUUGGUGCAGGGACUGGUUUCUAUUUUGGUGCUUUGGCGUUGUCUCCGUUUACAGGUGGUGCAUCGUUAGUAGCGGCAGCAGCUUUAGGUAGCACUGCUUCGGUUGGUAUAGCUGCGGGUGGAACUGCUCUAGUUAUAAAUGCUUCAGCUGAAACUUUAAAUGAAAUAGAAAAUGAGUUAAGAUCAGA
Messenger RNA from Paraglomus occultum, 356 nucleotides. The record is from the annotation of a GenBank genome assembly. NCBI's taxonomy places the organism in Eukaryota, Fungi, Glomeromycota, Glomeromycetes, Paraglomerales, Paraglomeraceae.